Molecule: messenger RNA, 1727 nt
Organism: Syngnathus acus (greater pipefish)
Lineage: Eukaryota; Metazoa; Chordata; Actinopteri; Syngnathiformes; Syngnathidae
Product: gastrula zinc finger protein XlCGF17.1-like
Exons: 6
Coding region: 354-1508 (384 amino acids)
Biological process (GO): central nervous system development; regulation of transcription by RNA polymerase II
Cellular component (GO): nucleus
Molecular function (GO): RNA polymerase II cis-regulatory region sequence-specific DNA binding; DNA-binding transcription factor activity, RNA polymerase II-specific
Source: RefSeq, a predicted model, not a curated record
AGCAGACUUUGACGUUUAUCAUGUGUCUCGCCAGGUUUAAAAGAUGCGAUGCCUGGCAGACGGGGGGAAAAAGCAGCUAACAUCUUUGCUUUUGGGCCACUCGAAUAUUUGGAGGAACUUCACUCAGCGGAGCAACGAAGACAAUUCACCACACGUGUGUGAAAAUGUCUGCAAGGACCACAGCAAAGUAAGUGGAGGAAAAGGACCGUACGCGUCGACGACAGGAACAUCUUUGCUUGCAGCCGAAUGUUGUGUUGCGCACGGCAGACAUCAGUGAAGCUAUUCAUCCUAAGCAGCAGGAGCCAGAGCUCACGUGCAUUAAAGAGGAAAAUGUGCGCAAAGAGGUCCACCACAUGAAUGAACAAAUGGUGCAGAAGAUUCUUUGCACCGUAAAAGAGGAGGAAGAGCCAGAGCGGACUUGUAUUAAAGAGGAGGAUGUGGGCAAAGAGGUCCACCACAUGAAUGAACAAAUGGUGCAGAAGUUUCUUUGCACCAUAGAAGAGGAGGAAGAGCCGGAGCGGCUUUGUAUUAAAGAGGAGGGAGAAGACUCCUGUGACAUUAAAGAGGAGGAGGAUACCUUCAAGAUGCUAUCGAUUGGUGUUCCUGUGAGGAGUUUAGAUGAGGGUCAACAUGAGGUGAGCAAAGGGGCGGAGCCUCCAAGCUGCAGCUCAAGUCAACAAAUGACCAGAGAAGGUGAUGGAGACCACUGUGGAGGAUCACAAGCAGCUCAGCCAUUAGAUAGUGAUGAUGUGACGAAAAACUUUUCCUGCUCAGAUUGUGGCCGAAAAUUUGCUCAGAGGGGACGUUUAGAAAGUCACACAAGAACCCACACUGGUGAGAAACCCUUUUCAUGCUCAGAUUGUGGCCGAAAAUUUGCUCAGAGGGGACAUUUAAAAAGGCACACAAAAAUCCACACUGGCGAGAAACCCUUUUCAUGCUCAGUUUGUGGCCAAAAAUUCUCUGAGAGGGGACAUUUAAAAAAGCACACAAGAAUCCACACUGGCGAGAAACCUUUUUCAUGCUCAGUUUGUGGGCAAAAAUUCUCUCAGAAGGGAUAUUUGAAAACGCAUACAAAAAUCCACACUGGCGAGAAACCUUAUUCAUGCUCAGUUUGUGGCAAAACAUUUUCAGUGAAGAGAAACUUAGAAAUCCAUACAAGAAUCCACACUGGUGAGAAACUCUUUUCAUGCUCAGUUUGUGCCCAAAAAUUCAAUCAUAAGGGAGAUUUAAACAAGCACACAAGAAUCCACACCGGCGAGAAACCUUUUUCAUGCUCAGUUUGUGGCAAAAAAUUUUCAGUGAAGAGCGAUCUAACAAUUCACACAAGAAUCCACACUGGUGAGAAACCUUUUUCAUGUUCAGAUUGUGGCCAAAAAUUUGCUCGGAGGCACCAUUUAAAACGUCACACAAGAACCCACACUGGCGAGAAACCUUUUUCGUGCUCAGUUUGUGGCCGAAAAUUCUCUUAUAGGGUAAGUUUAAUCAGGCACACAGGAGCCCACACCUAACCCAGUUGCCUGCUCAGUCACUUGUCAAAGAGUCUCUAUUGAGAAUUCUGAGUUUCUCUGGGAGAUGAGCAAUGAUGCAUGAAGUUCUCACCUUCUAUUUGAGCAGACUUUGAGUUUAUGCAUCAAUGAUAAUUGUAUUCUAGUAUGUAGCUUUUGAUUGAGAUGCUGAACUCCUUUCCUUUACUACAGUGAGAAGUUCAUAUUUUAGUUUUAGUAAUG